UGUCUUUAAUACACAAUAAGUUUCGCAUCGUAGUUAAGUAAGUCGGUCGACAAUAACAGUGUUAACCUUAAUUGAGCAGACAUUAAUAUUACAAUAAUAUGUUACAGCUUGUAAUCCAGGCAUGUUUGGUUUAAACUGUGUCUUUCCCUGUCAUUGCCCACAAGGGAAAAAAUGUGGCAAUGUUCUGGCCGCUGCCCCGACGGUAUAUGUGCGCCUGGUUGGAAAAAACAUACCUGUAGUUUUGUUGAGAUCACAAUUAGCGAUAUGUCCUUGCUUUAUGGUUGUCGUUGGUGUUUACAAUAGUAUGUAGUGCAAGUAAAUAGUUUUCUUAUGAGUGAAAAAUUCAUAUAUGAAUUAGUUUUACAUUGAUUAACAGUGGAUAAACCUUUAAAACGCUCACUCAAUAUUAUUAUGUUUGACCAUGGUAAUACAACCAAGACAUGUUUUUCUUACGAAAUCUCCCCCCCCCCCCUCAUUUUAUUGCUUCUAUUUAAAGUUCAGGGUAACCACCAUCAACAGCAAUGGCUAAAGAGCUAAUUAUAUUUCUUAACAUACUAUUUUAAAGCCUGCAAUCAAGGGCUCUUUGGUGAGAACUGCUCCUAUGCAUGCAAUUGUAUCAACGGUUCAACUUGUGACCAUGUUUUGGGCCACUGUCCUGAUAAUCAAUGUGAACCUGGAUGGACUAAAAGUAACUGCAGCGUUGCGUGCGAUCCAGACAUGUUUGGUAAGAACUGCUCCUCCCGUUGUCAUUGCCUGCUCGGAGCAAGUUGUGACCAAAGUUCUGGUCACUGUCCGGGUAACCUAUGUGCACCUGGGUGGACUAGAAGCAACUGUAGCGUCGCCUGUGAUCAUGGCAUUUUCGGUAACAACUGCUCCUUCCCAUGCCAUUGCCUAUAUGGAGAAAGAUGUGACCAUGUUUCUGGCCACUGUCCUUUUGACCAAUGUGCGCCUGGAUUGACUCUUCGUAAUUGUAGCGCUGAAUGCGGCCAAGGCAUGUUUGGUAUAAACUGCUCCUCCCAGUGUAAUUGUCUACCCGGAGUAAGCUGUGAUCACAUCUCUGGCCACUGCUCAGAUGAUCAAUGUGCCCCUGGCUGGAGUAAUAGUAAUUGUAGCGUUGCAUGCAAUCAAGGGUUAUUUGGUUUGAACUGCUCCUCAGAGUGUCAUUGCCUACAUGGUGCCAACUGUAACCAUGUCUCCGGUAACUGCUCCGAUGAGCUAUGUGAGCCUGGGUGGACCAAUAGUAACUGUAGCGUUGCCUGCAACCCUGGUACUUUUGGUGCUAACUGCUCCUAUAUAUGUCAUUGUUUCAACAAUGAAAUAUGCCAUCAUAUUGAUGGUACCUGUCCCGUUAACCAAUGUGCAGCUGGAUGGACGCAUGACAAUUGUAGCGUAGCGUGCGAUAAAGGUUUAUUUGGUUUGAACUGCUCGUCAGAGUGUCAUUGCCUACACGGCACCAACUGUAACCAUGUCUCGGGCAAGUGUUCCGGUGAGAAAUGUGAGCCUGGGUGGACUAACAGUAACUGUAGCGUUGCCUGUACACCCGGCUUCUACGGACAAAGAUGCCUUAUGGACUGUCACUGUGACAAGUGUCAUCCCGUCAAUGGAUCGUGCGUAGGGUCUCUUCAAUGUCACGAUGGGUUUAGGAUGGAAAAUGGUUUCUGUACACCUUUUAGCCCAGAGUGUCAUACUGACAAGAAUUAUAACGCCUUAUUAGCUGUGUCUUCGGUCCUUGGAGUUGUUGUAGCGGCUGUAAUAGUAUUAAGUGUGCUGAUCAUCAGAUGGAAACAUUGCCAAUUUGUUGGAGAAACUCGUGCUAACAGAGAGUCGUCUUGUCACAAAAUGUACGACGACUUGGCACCAAAUUCAACGAACCGUAACUUCUAUGACUACCUGCAAAUGUCAUGAACAAAGAGGAACAACACUAUUUUACACCUACAUACAAAGUGGACAGUGCACAAAGAAUAGAAAAAGUAUAAUUAGCACAAGGCGAAGAAGACAACACGGUUUACCUUGGCACCUGACGAACAUACACAGUAAAUAAAGAACAAUUGAUACCCAUGUGGAGAAAGAUAACAUUUCAAUGCGUACAUCUGGAAAUAGAUUAUCAGUCCCCGCAUGACAGAAACAUAGGCAAACGAUGGCAAAACAGCCACCAAACAAUGAGUCAAGUGUCAUGAGAAUAUAUAUAUUCACGUUUGCGUUCAAAAUUCCACUAAAUAUGUUCUCUUGCUCUAUAAAUGUAUCGAUCAUCAAGGUUACUGUACCUAUCUGACUUUAUAAAUGUUGAAUCACUAUGGUAUAAUCAAACGGCAUGUACUACUGUACUUAUUUAACAAUACAAAAUCUAGCACAACUAUAUUAUAACGAACUUGUAUCACGUUUGAUGUAUAUUGCAGCAUCGGCUUAUUAAGUUCACACGUAUUGUUACAUACGUGACAUCUACAGAAACAUUUAUUUGUGUAUACUUCUUAUUAUCCAUUAAUAAAGAAAAUAAUUAACAACAUAAACAGUAACUAAUCAAUUUAUAUCUCAUAGCAUGUGAUUAUAAUUUAAAUACCAUGUUAGUACAAGUGUAUUGUUAUAAAAGAGUGUCAAUAUCAUGUUUGUAUCGAUGUAUGUAUAUAGAACGAGUUAAUGCAGGUAAUUGUGUGUAAUCAUAUGGUGUGUACAUAUUCAUAUUCUAUAUUCACAAGUUUACCAUAAGCACAUUUUUGGCGUUAUCUAUCAGGCUAUGUUCUUAGAAAUAUCGAUCAAUAUUGUUUGAGACGAAACUUGUUUACAUAAUGUCAUCAACAAGUGCGCCUUGAUAGCGCUCAUAGUUAUAUAGGUGUAAUGACAUUAUGUUAUUUGUCAUAACGAAUACUUUUUUUCAAUUUAUUCAAAAUAAUAUGUUAUACAAAUUUGAAUAUUAUGUCUCAAAAUACUUCUGUUUACUAUAUACAUUUACAUUGACCAAUAUCCUAACAUUAAACUAAUCAAACCAAUCAAAAUAAUUGCUGACCGAACUCAGUAUCAAUUGUUUGUCAAGUGCUUGUCCCUUGAGCAGUAUCAAUUGUUUAUCAAGUGCUUGUCCCUUGAGCCAUGCAUAAUGAUUAAAAGCAUGGAAGCAUUCAUUAUUUCUUCAAUGAUUGUUCUUACAUGAUAGUUUUGUUGAUUCAUGUUCGUUAAUUGUAGUUUCAUGGAGUUAUUAUUACUAAUUAGUUUUCAUUAUCAGUGUCAAUGCUUACCAGGCUCCCUUCUGGGGUAAAUAAUGUUGUUAGGUUUUUAAGAUAUUUACUAUGUUAUCAAGUAUUGCUAAUUUGUGUAAAGCAUUAAGUGUUUGCUUAAAUAUAUAAAGCGGCUGAAGAAUUCAUAACACAUAAUAAUUCUGAAUAAAUACAUGCAUUUUUAUUCAAUAAUAUAAGCAUAAUGCGUAUUACUAUUAGAGGCAAUAAAUAUAAUUCAUGCAACGAUAUCUUAGAUCAAUUUGAUUGUCUUAAUUUGUAAAUACUUAAGACGUAAUUUCUAUACAACAUAUGAAGUAUUGUUUGAUUUUUUUUGUAAACAAAUACAAACUAUUUUUUGUUUAAAAGACGACCUGAACGCUAUAUUCCAAUAUGCAAUUCUACACUUUUUGUCGAUGUAUGUCAUCUUAUCAUUGUUUCAUGUGCAUAUUAUUACCUUUUGUGUGUGUAUAUCAGGUCAUGUAUGAGUGUGCUUGUACGUGUUUGAGCACCUGCAUGACACUAAAGGACUUCAAUGUGUAUGAACACUAUCGAGUGAGCUAAGUGAGGUUGUCCUUCGAAUUUCUUGUGCAAAUGCUCUUUGUUUUCCAUAGCUGUUCAUCAAUACCCGUUAUUGAUCACAUGUCUACAUUAAAAACAAAUCAAUAUUCUCAUUUUACAUAAAAUAAAUAACUUAGGUGAGUGAUUUAGGGUCAUCUCGGCCCUCUUAUCAUGUCUUCGUUAGGUGUACAGUGAUAUAGGGUCAUCUCGGCCCUCUUAUAUCAUGUCUUCGUUAGGUGUACAGUGAUAUAGGGUCAUCUCGGCCCUCUUAUAUCAUGUCUUCGUUAGGUGUACAGUGAUAUAGGGUCAUCUCGGCCCUCUUAUAUCAUGUCUUUGUUAGGUGUACAGUGAUAUAGGGUCAUCUCGUCCCUCUUUUAUCAUGUAUUCGUUUGGCGCACACGAAAUAUAUGGACAUUGCUCUCUGAAAAACGGGUUGAAUGCAUGUUCGCAAGGUGUUGUCCCAGAUAAACCUGUGCAGUCCGCACAGGCGAAUCAGGGACAACACUUUCUGCUUUUAUGAUAUAUCUCGUUUGAAGUAAAACACGUCUUGGCAAAAACAAGUUAAGGGGGAAAGUGUCGUUCUGGAUUAGCCUGUGCGGACUGUACAGGCUAAUCUGGUACAGCACUUUACGCACUUGCAUUAAACCCCCUUUUCUCAGAGCACAGCCCAUAUUUAAAAUUAAAAAAAAACAUAGCGAAUCAGAUGCCUCUGUGAUGCAAUCGAUUGUAUUGCUUUCGCAAGAUAUUUACUUACCUAUCUGUUAACACGUUCAGGGUGUCAUUAUAUAGCAAUGGAAUGCAAAAACGUUUGUGUAACAUUUUAAUCAAUAUCUGACGACAUAUACUCCCAGGCCAUAAUCUGAACAAACUUGGUAAAGGACCACUGUACGGCAUCGUAUGGUACACCUCUACCAAGUAGUUAAAAAGUAACCCCGUGGUUCAAAUUUUCGCAAUCAUGGGCAUGUUUUGAACAUCUCCAUAUCAGUGAUAAAAACGUCUUAUCAGAAAUCAUCAUACUUAGAUAAAAAUUUACCCGAAAAGCAUAAUGCCAGCGAGUGUGGUGAAAGAAAGGGGUAUUGGGGCUAAGUGGUGAACUGUAUUGAUAAGACUGUCUCAGAAAAGUAUAUGCAUUUUUCGAACGCAUUAACUGCUAUUUUGAUAAAUAUGGCUUUGAAAUUAUAUAA
This is a messenger RNA of Dreissena polymorpha, 4948 nucleotides long. Its product is annotated as multiple epidermal growth factor-like domains protein 10. Bases 718 to 1905 code for a protein of 395 amino acids. NCBI's taxonomy places the organism in Eukaryota, Metazoa, Mollusca, Bivalvia, Myida, Dreissenidae. The record is from RefSeq and is a predicted model, not a curated record. The transcript is spliced from 11 exons. Gene Ontology annotation, molecular function: scavenger receptor activity.